Molecule: messenger RNA, 1902 nt
Organism: Pristis pectinata (smalltooth sawfish)
Lineage: Eukaryota; Metazoa; Chordata; Chondrichthyes; Rhinopristiformes; Pristidae
Gene: st3gal7
Product: ST3 beta-galactoside alpha-2,3-sialyltransferase 7
Exons: 7
Coding region: 172-1266 (364 amino acids)
Molecular function (GO): lactosylceramide alpha-2,3-sialyltransferase activity
Source: RefSeq, a predicted model, not a curated record
GGCUUGAUCACCUAAUUAGCUAAUUGGCAGCAGCCAAUAAGAAGAAGUUAGGGUUAAGCGGAGUGGCCAUUCUGACAGUGGGCCAGUGUUAGAGUGGGGGACUGAGGCUUUGGCUCAAGAGGCGGAGGCUAAGUUUUCCGACUUGGCUGAACGGAUCUAAGUCCCGUGAGGAUGGGUCUGCCCAGAAGCUGCCUCAGUGAGAGGUUGCAAUCCCUGCUGGUGUGCCUGUUGUUCAUGUCCGUGUGUUACCUGCUCCUGCUCUACCCGGCCUAUCAGCGGCAGGAGGACAUCUGGAGCUACUACAGCAUGUCGCCCGACUGCAUCAUGUGGCUUCACAACAAAAGUCAGAGGAUAGUUUCCAGCCCUUGCAAGUCAAACUUCAGCCGGUCCAAACUCUCCGAUCUAUAUCCAGGGAAACCGCUCGGCAGUAUCCCGGUGUUUGUGGGACAAGGCUCGGGCCCACCUCUGGGCAGCAGAACCUAUGAGCCACCGUUCGGGUUCAGAGGGUGUGAAGAGCAGCUUCGGAAAACCACGGGGAUGCUGCCCCAAGUUUCUGGAGGGAUUCCGGAGGAGCUGGUACCAUCUGGUUGCAAGAGGUGCAUUGUGGUGGGCAAUGGUGGUAUACUGGGCGGCAGCAAACUUGGACCGUACAUUGACCAACACAGCAUCGUUAUCAGACUGAACAACGGGCCAGUGUCGGAUCAUGCAGGUGAUGUGGGUACAAAGACCACCCUGCGGAUCGCGUACCCAGAGGGUGCCCUCAAGUUGCCCCAGGAGUAUGAUCCAGCCUCACUGUUGGUGGUGGCAACGUUCAAAUGCACAGACCUUACUUGGUUAAGCGCAAUGGUCAGAAAGGAACCACUGAACCUUUGGCAGAAGUUGUGGUUUUGGCAAUCAGUGCCUGAGCUGGUCCCUUUGGAGCCACACAAUUUUCGGAUAUUAAACCUAGAUGUCAUUAGGGAAACUGCGAUGAACUACCUGGGCUUUCCAGAGCCAACCUACAGCUGGUGGAGAUGGAAACAGGUGAUUCCAACACUGGGAGUGACAUCUGUCAUUACCGCCUUGCACUUAUGUGAUGAGGUUAACCUCGCUGGAUUCGGCUAUGAUAUGCACCACCCCGAUCUUCCUUUGCACUAUUAUGAAGCCAUCCGAAUGGAUGCAAUGAAUGCUCAGGCUGUGCACAACGUGAACCAAGAAAAGAUCUUCCUGGCUUCUUUGGUGAAAGGAAAAGUUGUCAAUGACCUUACGGGUGGGAUCAACUGGUAGGAGGACGUUUACUCAACCUGCUUUAAAAUGCUGGAAACUGCAUGUCAGCAAGUCAGACAGCAUCUGUGGAGAAAGAGAGAGAGAGAGAGAGAGACUCUCUCUCGAGACCUUGUGAACAGUUAUAGUUUCAGCUCAAUGACUUUUUAUCAGUAGCUCAUUGAUCUGAAAUGUUAAUUGAUUCUCUCUCCACAUAUGCUGUCUGACCUGCUGAGCAUCUCCAGUAUUCAGUUUUUAUUUCAGAGUUCCAGCAUCUGCAGUUUUUUGCUUGUUGAGGAAAGACUUGAAAAUGUACUUAACACCUUCACAAAAUCAGCAUCUCAGUGUUGUGUCAGAACAUCGAGAGAAAUGUUUUUCUGGCACUCAUUUUUAAAAUGGAAGUAACACAGAUUUAAGGAGAAAAUGGGUAAUAUAACUUGCGUUGACCAACAAUGGUUAAUUACAUAUUAGAAUUAACAAUACAGAUAGCAGUUUAAAAGGGUGUAAGAUUAAGUAGUAACCAGGAAAUGAAGCAACAGGUCAGUUGAUGGUCAACUUUAGUUAGCAAUGAACUUUAAGAGAUCAUGUGAUAUGACUUUGGUAUCUAUGGUUUUGAUAUUGCAAAAGAAAAACAGUUAGUUUAGGACUAAUGGUUGGCUA